AUGAAUGUGACCAACAUCUGUGAGGCAGAGGUGCCUUUCGGGUUCCUCCCCCGACUUAAAGGGGUGUACAUCGCAACCGAGCUCAUCGUCGCUGUGCUGGCUAUCAGUGGAAACACUUUGGUUUGUCUGGCCGUCAUCCGCAACAAGAAGCUGCGCACCAUCACAAAUUACUUUCUGGUGUCCCUGGCAGUGGCGGACAUUCUGGUGGGCUUGGUGGCCAUUCCCUGUGCAGUGCUGACAGACCUGGGUAAACCUCGCUAUAACCUUCCUCUCUGCCUGGUGCUGCUCAGCAUCCUGAUGGUUCUCACGCAGAGCUCCAUCCUGAGCCUGCUCGCUGUCGCAGCAGAGCGCUACAUGGCCAUCUUCCUGCCCUUCCAGUACCAGCGCAUGAUGAGCCCCAGGAAUGCCAAAUGGGUCCUCACGGUCACCUGGGGCACUGGGGCCAUUUCCGGUUCGGUUCCACUCAUGGAUUGGCAAAGGCAGCCAGCACACUCGAAGUACUGUAUCUUCACCUGUGUGGUGGACAUGAGCUACAUGGUCUACUUCAACUUCUUCUGCUGCCUCCUCCUGCCUCUGGUGGCCAUGUUCGUCAUCUACGGCCACAUCUUCGUCACCGUUCGCCGCCAGCUCAGAUUCAUUCAAAGUGCUGCUGGUGGCAACAGUGGGACUGGGAGAGAGGAUAACAGGAAUUAUGCUUCUGCAGAUGAGCCUGACCUGAGGACAAGGAAAGACACCGUUGGACAAUUUGAGGAAAAGAAGAGAAAAGGUGGAGUUGAAGCAAAGGCUGGGAAUGAAGUCAACGCUGGUGUUGAUUGUGUUAUUGACACUAAAGUGACUACUAUUUCCACAAAGCUGGGAUUCAGAAUCACACCAGCUCAUUUGAAUUCUGCCUCCACUGACCUUGAGCCAGGAGCGUCCACUGUGGCCAAAUCCAACAUCUGCACCCGUCAGGAGCUGCGGAAGGCCACGUCCCUCUUCCUGGUCCUGUUUCUCUUCACGGUGUGUUGGCUGCCCAUCCACAUGCUGAACUGUGUCCAGCUGUUCUGCCCACAGUGGGAUGUGCCCAUGCCCCUCACACUUGCAGCCAUUUUGCUUUCCCAUGCCAACUCGGCCCUGAACCCAAUCCUGUACGCGUACAGGAUGAAGUCAUUCCGGCGCGCUCUGAUCGCAAUGUGGAGGGUUGGACCCAAGCACUGA
Molecule: messenger RNA, 1197 nt
Organism: Solea solea (common sole)
Lineage: Eukaryota; Metazoa; Chordata; Actinopteri; Pleuronectiformes; Soleidae
Product: adenosine receptor A2b-like
Exons: 4
Coding region: 1-1197 (398 amino acids)
Biological process (GO): adenylate cyclase-activating G protein-coupled receptor signaling pathway; G protein-coupled adenosine receptor signaling pathway; vasodilation
Cellular component (GO): membrane
Molecular function (GO): G protein-coupled adenosine receptor activity
Source: RefSeq, a predicted model, not a curated record